UUGAGGGUCAUGCGGUAUAUUUUAUCGAUAAAUCGGCGGUCACACUGCAAGUGACUGCAAAAUUUGCGGAAUUUUAUUAAUUAAAUUGUUUAAAACAAAACGAAACUAAAACACACAAUAUGCUGAUCAAAGUAAAGACGCUGACCGGGAAGGAAAUCGAGAUCGAUAUUGAGCCCACAGAUAAGGUGGACCGCAUCAAAGAGCGUGUGGAGGAGAAGGAGGGCAUACCGCCACAGCAACAGCGUCUAAUCUUUUCCGGCAAACAAAUGAACGAUGACAAGACUGCGGCUGACUACAAAGUUCAAGGUGGUUCGGUGCUGCAUUUGGUGCUGGCUCUGCGCGGAGGUCAUGCCUAGUCCUCGGAUAUUGGUGAAUCUUAGUAAAUUUUGUUAAGAACUAUUGCCACCUCGCAGGCGCGAGGAGAGCUUACAUCUUUUUCUACAAGCCCACUCAAAUAAAUAUGAAUCGCCCAUGAAUCGGUAUAUAAAUAUAUAAAAAA
Molecule: messenger RNA, 499 nt
Organism: Drosophila guanche
Lineage: Eukaryota; Metazoa; Arthropoda; Insecta; Diptera; Drosophilidae
Gene: Nedd8
Product: NEDD8
Exons: 3
Coding region: 120-356 (78 amino acids)
Biological process (GO): protein neddylation; modification-dependent protein catabolic process; regulation of proteolysis
Cellular component (GO): nucleus; cytoplasm
Molecular function (GO): ubiquitin protein ligase binding; protein tag activity
Source: RefSeq, a predicted model, not a curated record